AUGGUUCGCGUUAACGUCCUGGCAGAUGCUUUAAAGUGUAUUAAUAAUGCCGAACGCAGGAAAAAAAGACAGGUUAUGAUUCGUCCGUGCUCGAAAGUUAUUGUGCGCUUUCUGAAAGUCAUGCAGCGCAAGGGAUAUAUUGGUGAAUUCGAGAUCGUUGACGAUCACAGAUCUGGUAAAAUUGUCGUGCAGCUGAACGGCCGUCUUAACAAGUGCGGUGUGAUCAGUCCACGUUUUAAGAUGGGUGUUCGAGAUACUGAAAACUGGACACGCAAUCUCCUUCCGUCACGCCAGUUUGGUUACAUCGUACUCACUACAAGUGGAGGUUUGAUGGAUCAUGAAGAAGCAAGGAAAAAACAUCUUGGUGGCGUUAUACUCGGAUAUUUCUUCUAG
Molecule: messenger RNA, 393 nt
Organism: Mesocestoides corti
Lineage: Eukaryota; Metazoa; Platyhelminthes; Cestoda; Cyclophyllidea; Mesocestoididae
Source: the annotation of a GenBank genome assembly